AUAGGGCCGGGGAAGGGUGUGUUGGACUGGGAGCUUGUACUAACUAGUAUUUGGACUACCGAGUCGUGUCGUAUGGAGGUACAGGUUCAGAGUCAGCCACAGCCCCCCACCAUCCUGGAGAAUGGGGAGGCCCAGGACCCUGAACCACACCCUGUGGAGUUCAACGGUCAUCGUCAUGUCAACGGUGGGGAGGCAGAGCUGCCCGUCUCCAAGUCUCAGAGGAGACGCAGCGAUGUCAAAGUCUACAAGGAGUUCUGUGACUUCUACGCACGCUUCAACAUGGCCAGUGCCCUGGCCAAUGCGAUGUGUGAGCGCUGUAAGAGUGGCUUUGCCCCGGCGGAGAAGAUCGUCAACAGUAACGGGGAGCUGUACCAUGAGGGAUGCUUCGUCUGUGCUCAGUGCUUCCAACAAUUCCCUGAGGGUCUCUUCUAUGAGUUUGAGGGCAGGAAGUACUGCGAGCACGACUUCCAGAUGCUGUUUGCUCCCUGCUGCCACCAGUGUGGGGAGUUUAUCAUUGGCCGUGUGAUCAAGGCGAUGAACAACAGCUGGCACCCUGACUGUUUCUGCUGUGACCUCUGCCAGGCCGUGCUGGCUGACGUGGGCUUCGUCAAGAACGCCGGCAGACACCUGUGUCGCCCAUGUCAUAACCGUGAGAAAGCCCGUGGUCUGGGGAAGUACAUCUGUCAGAAGUGCCACGCCAUCAUCGAGGAGCAGCCGCUGCUGUUCAAGAACGACCCCUACCACCCGGACCACUUCAACUGCAACAACUGCGGUAAGGAACUGACGGCUGAUGCCAGGGAGCUGAAGGGAGAGCUGUACUGCCUGCCCUGCCAUGACAAGAUGGGCGUUCCCAUAUGUGGAGCCUGCAGGAGACCCAUCGAGGGCCGCGUGGUCAAUGCCAUGGGCAAGCAGUGGCACGUCGAGCAUUUUGUGUGUGCUAAGUGUGAGAAGCCCUUCCUGGGCCAUCGCCACUACGAACGCAAAGGACUGGCCUACUGUGAGACUCACUACAACCAGCUCUUUGGAGAUGUCUGCUACCACUGCAACCGUGUCAUUGAGGGUGAUGUGGUUUCAGCCCUGAACAAGGCAUGGUGUGUCAACUGCUUUGCCUGUUCCACCUGCAACACCAAGCUCACCCUCAAGAACAAGUUUGUGGAGUUUGACAUGAAGCCGGUGUGUAAGAAGUGUUACGAGAAGUUUCCUCUGGAGCUCAAGAAGAGGCUCAAGAAGCUGGCAGAGACCGUGGGCCGGAAGUAGAGAGACAGACAUGCUAGAAACAGACAAAAGUGAUAUCAGAGUGUUUGAGCAAGCACAUGACCUUUGUUCUUUGUGUAAAUUUAGGGAUUAAAACCACUCUACCCAACCCCUCAUAGGUUGAUGAAAAUAAGAUUUACAAUAUUAUUCCGUUCAUUCAUGCCUGGUUAAAUAGUGACAACCCAUGAGCAGAGAGAGAGACUGUACACAAGAAAGGGUCAUCCCCAAAUCAGUGCCUUUGUCUGAAUACAUAUUCAUAUUAUAUUCAUAUAUAUCCUUGAUAUAAUUAUCUCAUAUAUUUCAUAAUUCUUUUAGCUUAAAAUUUCCCUUCAUAACCCAACUUGUAUAUUUAAGUAUGCAUCAAUGGUCCUGGUAUUUUGUCAGGUGAAUAAAAAGUAUUGGUAAGGUUGUUUCUGCUUUAGCCAACUACUUUAUCAUUGUCAUGCCAUACAAGAAGAAACAGACAGACACCUGGGCUAUGUUACUGUUGCUACACAUAAUCACAUUACUGUGCAGCAGAACUGGAUCCAAUAUAAAUAUAUAUAUACAGUACCAGUCAAAAGUUUGGACACACCUUUCAUUCAAGGAUUUUUCUUUAUUUGUACUAUUUUCUACAUUGUAGAAUAAU
Molecule: messenger RNA, 1882 nt
Organism: Salvelinus namaycush (lake trout)
Lineage: Eukaryota; Metazoa; Chordata; Actinopteri; Salmoniformes; Salmonidae
Product: LIM and senescent cell antigen-like-containing domain protein 1
Exons: 10
Coding region: 73-1257 (394 amino acids)
Biological process (GO): positive regulation of integrin-mediated signaling pathway; cell-cell adhesion; positive regulation of substrate adhesion-dependent cell spreading
Cellular component (GO): cytoplasm; focal adhesion; cell-cell junction
Source: RefSeq, a predicted model, not a curated record